ACUGUCAAUCAGUUCGGGACUUUGGGUCGAUUGAUAAGCGAAAAACCGCUGCUUCUCUCUCUGUCUUCUCGAGUAAAACAUCCCCAAUCUCUCAUUCUCUCUCUCUCGGAUUAUCCCCAAAUCCGGCUCCAACGAGCUCUCCCUCUCCACUGGGGAAUCCUGCGCGGAACCCUAACCCUAGCCUUCUGGCUAUGUCACACUCUCGGUUUCUCUUCUUCGCUGCCUGAUAAGCCCUAAGGGGGAGCAUCCUUCCUAGGUCGGCAAGACUUCCAGGAGCCGGGAAUCUCCCUCUUUUCGAGAUUUCGCUUCAAUCGAUGGAAGAUUGACGGGGCUCCUUGUGUCGCGGUUGACUCUGCUUCGUGGAAGAACUCGUCGCGUUCCCGAUCAGAGGACCUGAUCUCGGCUUCGGUUUUAUUGUGUUCGUGGAUUGACUGGGGUUAGUUUAAUCUUUGUCGCUGCAUACUGCUGAGCUCCCUUGUUCGGGAUACACAGUUCGGAGUCGGGGUUGAAGAUGUCGCCUGGCUGUUAAAUCCUGCACCCAGUGGUUGGAUCGCCAAUUUGGUGGAGCCACAGUUUUCUGUUAAACAGCGUUGUGAUUCCGGAGGCGAAUUUGACAACAGUUUGGAUGGAGAUGGCAGUGGCUUCUUUGUAUGGUUCUUGCGGAUGCGUGCUGGCCGGAGUAUCGUCGGAAAGCUCCUGAUUAGUUGGUUUGGUUUGAAUACCUUUUGAUUGAGCACUUCGAAGAAUCUAGAAGGGAAAAAGGGUUCAACUUUUGUGUAUCCAUGUUUCUAUUUUAUGGUCAUUGAGUUGAGUUGAGUUGAGCUGAAUACAAAGGUCCUGUUUUUAGGAGGCCUUUAAUUUCUUUCUAUUUGGUUUGAUUUUGGUUAUAUAUCUAAUCUUAUAAAAAGGAGAAAUGGCAGUGUAUUACAAGUUUAAGAGUGCAAAAGAUUAUGAUUCAAUCUCAAUGGAUGGGCCCUUUAUAUCUGUUGGUACUUUGAAAGAAAAAAUAUUUGAAUCAAAGCACCUGGGCAGGGGUACAGACUUCGAUCUGGUGGUGACUAAUGCCCAAACUAAUGAAGAGUAUCUUGAUGAAGCAUCAUUAAUUCCAAAAAGUACUGCUGUGUUAAUUCGCCGAGUUCCUGGUCGCCCUCGCAUGCCCAUUGUUACUGAGCAAGAGCCAAAGGUGGAAACUAAGGCAGAUGAUACCCCGCAGGAGAAAAGUGGCUUUGUAGGUGGUGAUUCAUCUACUUUUCAAUAUACUGAUGAGACCGAGUGGGAUGAGUUUGGUAAUGACUUAUAUGCAAUCCCGGAAGUCGUACCAGUACAAUCAAGCAUUGCACCUCCUGAAGCUCCUCCUGCCAGCCAGGCUGAAGAGGAAUGCAAGAUUAAAGCUUUAAUUGAUACUCCAGCUUUGGAUUGGCAGCGUCAAGGUAAUGAUGGCUUUGGCCACGGUAGAGGGUUUGGCCGGGGGAUGGGUGGUAGAAUGGGAGGACGUGGAUUCGGUAUGGAGAGGAAAAAUCCUCCGCAGGGUUAUGUGUGUCACAGGUGUAAGGUACCAGGACAUUUUAUUCAGCACUGCCCCACCAAUGGUGAUCCAAAUUAUGAUAUCAAGAGAGUAAAGCCUCCAACAGGAAUCCCAAAGUCGAUGCUAAUGGCAACACCAGAUGGCUCAUAUGCAUUGCCUAGUGGUGCUGUUGCUGUUUUAAGACCAAAUGAGGCUGCAUUUGAGAGAGAAAUCGAAGGGUUGCCUUCCACGAGACCUGUUGGCGAACUUCCGCCUGAACUUCACUGUCCUUUGUGCAAAGAAGUUAUGAAAGAUGCUGUGCUCACAAGCAGGUGUUGUUUCAAAAGCUUCUGUGACAAAUGUAUUAGGGAUUACAUUAUCUCGAAAUCAAAGUGUGUAUGUGGGGCAACAAGUAUUCUUGCAGAUGAUCUUCUUCCGAACAAGACUCUUAGGGAUACCAUUAAUCGUAUCUUAGAGUCAGGGAACAGUAGCGCAGAUAAUGCUGGAAGCACUUUCCAAGUUCAAGAUAUGGAGUCAGCUCGUUGUCCACAGCCCAAGUUUCCUUCUCCUACACAGUCUGCUGCAUCAAAAGAAGAGCCAAGAUUGCCUCAUCCGUCUGCUGAACCAGCCGCUAUGCAAAAUAUAAAGCCAGCGCCCAUUGAGGAGAAGCCUGUUCCUGGACCUGUCCACCCACCAGCAGUCGAGAAGUCAAGAACUUCUAAGGUGGUUGAUGCGUCAGAUGCCACACAUGAGUCAAUGAGCGUGAAGGAGGCAGCAGCAUCACAAAGUAGCGCUCCCCUCAUGGAGGAAGAAGUGCAGCAAAAGCUUGCUUCUGGCGAUGCAGCAAAGAAAAAGAAAAAGAAGAAAGUCCGCAUGCCUCCAAAUGAUAUGUGGAAGGGUGGUCAAGAUCUCGGACCCGAGAAUUUCAUGAUGCCUAUGCCCCCUGCUGCAUUCAAUCCUUACAUGAUGGGUGGGAUGCAACCACCGGGGAUGGAUCCAUAUAUGAAUCCGUACAAUGGUGGUGCUCCCAUGCCAUUUAUGGGUUACGGCCUCGGCCCAUUGGACAUGCCUCCAUUUGGAGGUAUGAUGCCACCGGAUCCUUUUGCUCCACAAGGGUUUAUGAACAAUAUGAUGCCAAUGAUACCACCUCAGAGGGAUCUUGCUGAUUUGGGGAUGGGAAUGGGAAUGGGCAUGGGCAUGGGGAUGGGGAUGAAUCAUGGUCCACCAGCUAUGAGCAGAGAAGAAUUUGAGGCCCGGAAAGCUGAGAUGAGGAGGCGGCGUGAAAUGGAGAGGCGAGCUGCUGAAAGCCACAGGGAGUUUCACAGAGAGCGGGAAUUUGGAAGAGAAGUGAGCAGCAGUGGACCCAACGAUGGUGGUCCGUCGAUGAAAUCUCGGAAUGUCGCUCCGCAAGUGAACGGCGAUUCUCACCACCACCGUCACCGACCGGGAAGGCCAUCCCCUGACCGCUCCGCCGCCAGGGAGCUCGACGGGCCGCCACCACCGCUUCCUCCGCAGCGCUCGUCCAAGAGAAAGUCGGACCACAACGAUCAUGGCAGCAGCCGCGACAAGGAUAAGGAUCGAGACUACGACCAUCACAACCACCACGAGCACCGAGACCGCGAAAGAGAUCACGAUCAUUCUGAUCGCGAUCGUGAUCACCACCACCAUCACCGCAAACGCUCGGAAUCCUCAACUAAGACGGCUUCUGACUCCGCAGCGGCUGCAGCUGCAGCUGCUGCGGCAGAUGAACGGAAGCGGAAGGCCAGCGUGUUCUCGCGGAUCAGCUUUCCGGAGGGAGAAGCAGCGGCUAGCAAGAAGCGGAAGGGGUCGUCUUCCUCCUCCGCUGCUCCUGAAGCAGCAGCUUCUUCAGCUGCUGGUGGGAAGUCCUCUGCAUCGGGGAACGGCUACUACGACAGGAAAUCGUCUGCGUCGGCUUCCAUCGGUGGUGGAGGCAGAAAGAGCAGCAGUGCUGUGGCGGCGGAUUAUGAAUCGAGCGAUGAUGAUGAGAGGCAUUUCAAGAGGAAGCCGUCGAGGUAUGAGCCGUCCCCUCCCCCGCAACAGGAGUGGGAAGAGGAUGUGAAGCAUUCCUCCAGAAGCUCAAGGGACAGGAAGCAUAGGGGAAAAUGAAUGGAGAAGAAUCGCUGCAAAGCGCGAUCGAUUGUGCUCUCAUUUCGCCGGCAUGGGUUUCUGCUGCUGUAUUUUGUACAUGAUGAGGAGAAUUGAGAGAUUUUCCCCCAGUCGUUUGUGGUUUUGGAAUGUGGAAUUUUCCCAUUAAAGAUAAGAAAAAAAGAGCAGAAGCCACCCUUGUUGCCUGGCGUCUUUCCCUUUUCGUUUUGACGAGCGCAAAGGAAUUGUCCGUUAUUUAUGUGGUUGUUCCUCUUUGUAAUAAGAAAUCCUUCUGUUUCUUAUAUGGCCUUGUUUCUUGGCAUCGCUCCAGCAAAA
Molecule: messenger RNA, 3946 nt
Organism: Linum tenue
Lineage: Eukaryota; Viridiplantae; Streptophyta; Magnoliopsida; Malpighiales; Linaceae
Source: the annotation of a GenBank genome assembly